AUGGCAGCCCGCCUGUGCCGGGGCUGGCUGCUCUCACUGCUCCCUGCUGUCCUGCUCAGCCUCCACAGCCCGCUGUCGGCACCUGAGCCGGUGACAUCCCAAGACGCUGCGCUGCUGGCAGGGGUGCCCGAGGACAUCCUCUGCUUCUCCCGCUCCUUCGAGGACCUCACCUGCUUCUGGGAUGAGGAGGAGGAGGCAGCAGCAAGCAGGACGUGCCACUUCUACUACUGGGACGUACCCACGGUGUGCACGGUCUCCACGUGGCGCCACGGGGCCGGCAGGACGUGGCAUGUCUGCGUCUUCCCCAGCCAGGACGUGAGGCUCUUCACCCAGCUCCACCUCCGCGUCCUGGACGCCACCACCAACCAGACCAAGUACUGGCGGGAGCUCAGCGUGGACGCAGUGGGUCUCGUUGCCCCCCCAGUGAACAUCACAGCCCGCUGGGCCGGGGCUGCGGGGCAGCUCUGCGUGUCAUGGCAGCCACCGCUCACUGACUACCUGAACUUCUUCCUCUACGAGGUGCGGUGCUGCCCCGCCAGCUCCUCAGAGACACCCUGCAGAGACAUCGGGCUGCACUGCAGCACCCCUGACCUGCAGCACGUGCACUGCGAGUGGAGCUGGGACCCCGCAGAGCCCCGCAGCUCCCACCAGCUCUUCUACCGGGCGCCUCCGAGCGGGCCUGGCACAAGGGAAGACGCAUGGCAGCGGUGCGAGGAGGCAAGUGUGGGGGUGCAGGGCACCCACACCUGCACCUUCCAGCCCAGGACUGGCAGCGCCAUCUCUGUCCUGGUGAAUGUCACCCGGCCCCACGCGCCACCCACACUCAGCUACUUCAAGGAACCCUUCUGGCUGCACCAGGCUGUGCUCACAGAUGCCCCGCAGCUUGUGCAGGCGACGGUAUCGCAGGGCCGGCUGAGCCUGCAGUGGCUGCCACCCCUGGAGGCACUUGCGGGGGAGCUGAGCCCUGCCCACCUCUGCUGCCAGCACAUGGCCCGUGUGAGGCUCAGCUCUGCCUUGCAGGUCCUGCAGGUCCCACGGGCGGCCAGGAAAGAAGUCCUGGACCUACGGCCAGGUGCCCGCUACCAGGCCCAGGUGCGGGCCCAGCCCAGUGGCCCAUGGUACCAGGGCAGCUGGAGCGCCUGGUCCAAACCUGUCAUGGUUGACGCCAUGGCCGAUGCGGGUAAGGGACAGGGCAGGAGCGGAGGCUGCAGCCAGAGGAGCCACACGGAAGAGGGUGACAGGGCUUCCCAGCAUUCCUCCUCCAAUGCAGGCUGGAUCAUCCCGAGCGUUACGGUGGUGCCGCUGCUCUUCACAGGAGUGCUCCUGGGGCUGCGGUGCACCUUCCCCUCCCUCUACAGCAACGUGAAGCAGAAGCUCUGGCCCCCCAUCCCUGACCUGCACCGCGCACUGGGCAGCUUCCUCCACGAGAGCAGCAAGCACGCCCAGGCCAACACCUUCUACAAGCAGCCGCCGGAGGAGGCCACCCAAGGAGUUGUCUCCUGGCAGACCCUAACCAGAGCUUAG
This is a messenger RNA of Pygoscelis adeliae (Adelie penguin), 1524 nucleotides long. It is a transcript of the gene MPL, whose product is annotated as MPL proto-oncogene, thrombopoietin receptor. Gene Ontology annotation, molecular function: protein binding; cytokine receptor activity. Gene Ontology annotation, cellular component: external side of plasma membrane. Bases 1 to 1524 code for a protein of 507 amino acids. The record is from RefSeq and is a predicted model, not a curated record. Lineage: Eukaryota; Metazoa; Chordata; Aves; Sphenisciformes; Spheniscidae. Gene Ontology annotation, biological process: positive regulation of cell population proliferation; hemopoiesis; cytokine-mediated signaling pathway. The transcript is spliced from 13 exons.